Molecule: messenger RNA, 4224 nt
Organism: Linnemannia hyalina
Lineage: Eukaryota; Fungi; Mortierellomycota; Mortierellomycetes; Mortierellales; Mortierellaceae
Source: the annotation of a GenBank genome assembly
AUGUUUGUCGAGAGUGGCUUCUGCUCGUUCAAGGGCGUCUGCAUCGCGAGAUCACCUGGGAUUCGGACUGGAAACCCUUUGCCCCACGACAAGCGCUGGAUGGCCUACUUGGCGCAGAGCGCCUUGUCAUCAGGAGUAUCUUCCUCCCAAUUGGCGCUCGACGAUCGAUACAAAGGGGCAACCCUGGCAGGAUUCAAUCAGCCCCUCCGCGACUUUGUGCUCCAGAUCGCCUACAACUUUAGUGACGAGCUGAAGAAUACUCUACCGUUCCCGCCUUCCUUAACGAGUCUGACGAUCGACCAUAUGACCAGGUUUGCGGGUGCAUGGAUGAACGAAGGAGAAGCACCUCUUCCGCAUCGAGUUCCACUUCGGUCUCUGGUCAUUCAGCGCUUCGACACAAGUCAAUCAACGAUGGAGAAGAUUUUGACGAUGACUCCCAAGCUUGAGGAUCUCCAACUCGCCGCUAUGCUAAGGAACCGUAAUGGCUCUAGCUGGGACUGGAAACGAUUUUCCAAACAUAUCCAGUCGCUCUCCCUCCAACUAAAGCGGUUCCACUUUUCGAUGUCCCAAGAGGUACUGCCCGAUGACGAGCUGCAGGAGGCGACCUUUUCGAUAUGUCCCUAUUCCAGAGAUCGAACCUUUUCGCACUACGACCUCACUCCGACUGUUGUCCGUAGGCUGACGGAGUUGCCGUUCUUCUUGACCAGUCUGGAGAUUCUCCCGUCACCAAAUCACCUUUGUCACCCACUGGGCUGGAGACUGAACGAACGCGUCAUGGAUUCAGUGUAUUCGGCUCGACCUUUGCAUCAACUUCUGUGCGAAUGCCCUAGUCUACGUCAUCUCAAGACCCUCAGGAUGACCUACAUACUGGAUUUCAUGGACAUUCACCGCCGUCUCGAGAUGUAUACCCCAGGUGAAGAGGAAGGAGGAGGUCAACCAACUGUAGCGUUAGCGAGCGUAACCCCCGGGAUCUGGAUCUGUCGAGACCUGACAACUCUGGAGGUGGACAUUCAUUUCCACAGGGAGGGCAUGCAAAGAGGAGCAUAUCUACCGCGGAUUGUCUAUGGCUAUAUCUCCAGGGUCUGCCCGCGCUUACAGGAUCUCCGAAUCACGUUCCCAUUCUCUUGCAACAUCCACAUCCAUUCCCAGAAUGGCCGAGAGAACCCCUAUGUUCUAGAGGCAGGAUUGUGUUUACUUUCGCGGCUUGUUUAUCUGGAGCGCCUCUGUGUACAUUACCAGACGGUGAUGUGCAAGGUUUGGGAGCUGAAUUGGCUGUGUCGAUCAGGAAGGACAGUCGAGGACAGGAAUGAGAGGCGACGGACUGUUGAGAGAUGGACAACUCUGCUGGAACUGGAAGCUGUUAAGGAAGGGGCACGAUUUAAGACUGGUACUGGAACCAACUACGUACAGGGGGCAGCAGCAGCAGCAGCAGCAGCAGCAGCAGCAGCAGCAGCAGCAGCCAGAGGUCAGGAUGUAGAGUUGAUGACUGGACUGCAGAAGUUGGGUCUGCUUCAGGACGUGAGGGAUAUGGUGUUGGAGAUGGAUGGAGACGACUUUGUGUGCCUUCCUGAGCUGUACCAGCUUGCUGUGGGACGACAUCAUUUGGAGCAAACUCCUGAGAAGGAAAUGAGGAUACCAUUAACGACCACCAGCGCCAGUAUCCAGACAACUCUCUCACCUCUGGAUAUACCCGAGAUCCUUGAACAUAUCUUUUCAUACCUCGAUGACUCUACUCUCCGCCGCUCAAUCGCCCCUGUCUGUCGACAGUGGUUCCUCCUCAGCCAGAACCGCCUCGUCCGCGACAUCACCUGGCACCAAUCCUUGGGGUCAUUCAGGAAACGGAGGUUGCUGCGCAAGUUACCUGGAGCCGGUCGGUUUUAUUACUGUCAACUAUUCACACCAACGGCCCAGACUGAGCGCAAACACCCGUUCGACAAGGAUGCCAUGCACGCUCUGGACCGUCUCGAGUCCGCGUACCGACAGAAGCAACUUGAAAGGGAGCAGCAGCAGAGGCACAGGAGUCAAGGCAACACAGUCGUCAAUAACAACAACAACAGGAAACGUCAUCCGACAUUGACAAGCACGACUCUUUACGACGCUACUUCGCCUCUCAGAGAGAUGAACCUGUAUAUUGCGUAUGCCAGGCUCAGUUGCCUCGAAACUUUCACUUACCCUUCCUCCCUCACCAGACUGACGAUUGCAGUGGGCUACUCCUAUUAUACGCAUUUCGAUCUCGGCAAAGUCCUGCGGGUUUGUCCAUUGUUGGAGCAUUUCCGUGCAGAGGGAUAUGGAUCGGUUGUCCGAUGGUCCCAGUUUGUACUUUCGACUUCGAACAUGGUACACCAGCGGCAGAAGAAGCAGCAGCAGCCAUUUCGACUUUGCUCUUUGGUCCUUGUCAAUGUGUAUCUUCCACAGGAUGAUCUUGAGUUCCUUUUGCGGUCCACACCAAAACUCAGCGAGCUCAAGUUAGUGGCAAACAUGUGGCUCGACGACAAAAAGUACGAUUGGACUCGACUCUUUGCAUCUCUCAAGGUGAACAAUAUCACCCUCGAUAAGGCACACUUUUCGACAUUGGGGAACAAGAUGUCGGCCAAGGAGAUUGAGUCGCUCUGGGCAGAUGUGUGUCCUCGCUCGUCGUCGGAACGAUCCCUCUGGGCGCUGGAUGUGACACCACAGCUCCUCCACACGGUGUUUUUACAGCAAGACAUCCUCACGACUUUGGAGGUGUUUUGGAUGCCGGACAAGUAUCUUCCUUCCAGAACUAACUGCGAAGGGUCCCUUGGUGGCGCCCAUGAACUCAUUCACCAGUACCUCUGCGAUUCGCCUUAUCUCGCCCAUCUCACGACCCUCAAGACGGUGAUACGACUGAAGGAACUGGACCUCUUUGAUCGAGGAAGGUACAUCAACCUGGGCAGAGCAUAUGAUGCCAUUGAACCGGACAAAGGGAGGUACUUUUCAAUAACUACUCCUGGCCCUACUAUACCUCCACGGAUCUGGCGCUGCCGCGGCCUCCGCACCCUUCACGUCAUCGUCCAUCUCCCAGACCCAUUUCAGCCUGUCUUCAGUCGGAUCCUAUUCGGGUACGUCGCCCGUGUCUGUCCUGCGGUUGAGGAUCUCCAGAUCUGUGUCCCACGGGCAUGUCACUACAUCAACAUGGGUGGCCGUCUUUCGGGAUUACAUUCUCCAGAGCCCCUUUUGCGACUGGAUGGCGGGUUUUGUCUCCUUGGUCGAUUAGAGUUUUUGCAGUGGCUGAGGAUUUUUCGGGAUUUGGGCUACAGGACGUCGUCGUGUGAGGAUUGGGAGCUGGACUGGAUCGUGACUUCGAGGAAUGGAGGGAAGGGAAGGAAGAUAGCUCAGUCUAGAAGGAAGAGGCAGGAGGAGGUUGAGAGUUGGAAGCUAUGGCUGGCGAAUGAGGAGCGAGUCGAGGCUGCUAGAUGUCAUGCUCGACAGCAACUUUCGGAAAACGGGAUCGACAGCAGCAGCAGUGGCAGCGGCAGUGGUACCUCUGUGAAGGACAAGGAGGUAUUGUCCCAGUUGAGAAACCUGGGGCUGUUGCUGGACGUGGAGGAGAUGGCGAGGGAAUUGGAUGAGAAGGAGGUUCGACUGAUGCCGUCUCUUGAGAGGUUGUCGUUCAAUUACCCGACUCUGCUGCGACCUGAGGAAGAACUUGAGCAGCUGUUUUCUAAAUACGAGGCUACGCGCCGACUGGCCAAGGACAUUUGCGAAUUUUACCCCAAAUUGAUGACACUUGUUCUUGGUCAGGAUGGAGGAGAGGCGGCGAAUCUGAUCGUAGCUGCCUGCUCUGCUGGCAACAGGCCCUCGAGGAUCAAGAUCACGAUAAGUGGAGUUAACAUCGGCACAGGCUCGGUGAUUGCCCUCCACGUUGCAACCUUGAAGGAUGUGAUUAUUGUCGACAAGAACGACAGCCGGCGAUGGAUGGGGACGUUGAUUCCGCUUGUGGGCUGUCCUGGGCUCAAAAGCUGCCGGAUGAGCGAGAGCCUUGUGUUGAAUAAGAUUCUAGUCGAGGCAUGGAAGUGUCGGAAGCUGGAAAUCCUCGGGUUGGACAUUCCUGUUAGACCUGACGUUGGUCGAUACGACAGUGAUGGCAACGAGGAGGAAGAAAAGAAGGAAGAGUACUCUACCGAUUGUGUCAGCCGGGUCAUGGACAGUUGGUACCACCAUCCACGGGCCUCAUUUGCGUGGAACGGAAACGGGUCGUUUUGA